Messenger RNA from Ooceraea biroi (clonal raider ant), 1142 nucleotides. Its product is annotated as protein lifeguard 3. Gene Ontology annotation, cellular component: Golgi apparatus; endoplasmic reticulum; membrane. Gene Ontology annotation, biological process: negative regulation of apoptotic signaling pathway. NCBI's taxonomy places the organism in Eukaryota, Metazoa, Arthropoda, Insecta, Hymenoptera, Formicidae. The record is from RefSeq and is a predicted model, not a curated record.
GAUUCUUCAUUUGUUAGUCUCGUGCAGUCGCGUUGCAAUAUAUUUCGACGGAUAUAUGUUUGACGUAUUUGAACACAUUUAGGUAUUAUUGGAUGUCUAUGUGUGCGUGUAAUAGGGAUCGAAAGAAGCGAGAAACUUUGUAUACGUUAUCAGGCGAUUCUACUCGUGUCCAAUGCGAUCCGACGACGUCGAUAUCGAAGAACUGCGGCAAAAUCCGCAGCACAUCCAGGGCCCUCCGCAAUUACCACCGUUAUACAAAGGACAGAAAUUGAAGAGUGGACCGUACACCAUCACGGUGACCGAUGAGAUGGUAGGGCAACGGGAAAGGGAGAACCUGGAGUUAUACAAGGCUUGGGUACGUGAUCAGCGCAGGAGGAACAUGCUACCGCAAGAAGACGCUGAUGAGUAUAUAGGCGACUUCAAGGAAGCUGCAAUCAGGAGGAGCUUUGUCCGCAAGGUCUUCUGUCUCCUCACGCUGCAGCUGACGUUCACCAUCGCCGUCAUAUCAAUCUUUAUGUUCGUAGAUGAUGCACAGAAGUUCAUGAUACUACACUGGUACCUAUGGAUUGUCGCAAUGGUGUGUUUCAUCAUCACGUACUGUGCCAUAUCUUGCUCGGUGCACGCCAGGCGAACACCUCCGUUCAACUACAUCUGUCUGAUCUUGCUGACGUUAGCAAUGUCCUAUUUGUCCGCCUUCGUCUCUGUAUUCUACAGCAUUGAAGUAAUCCUCAUUGUUAUGGGCAUGACUGCCAUCGUCACGUUUAUAAUAGCUCUCGUGGCGACAUUUUCCAAGUUUGACUUGACAAUGAGACCAGGCAUGCUAAUGGUAAUUGGACUGGUUGCGAUUGUCACUAUCUUUACGAUGCUGAUAAUCAUGAUCUUCACUCAUAUAUUGGUCCUACGACUGGUGAUCUCUAUCAUCGGAACGCUGCUGUUAUGCAUGUAUUUGUACUUCGACAUACAGACGAUCAUGGGUGGACGCAGAGUGGAAUUGGGUCCUGACGAAAUUAUCUUCGCGACAACUCAGAUUUACGUAGACAUUAUACUGCUCUACCAGUAUUUAUUAAUGUUCAUGGGAUUCUUCCAUGAAACUUGACAACGUUAUUGCACAUUGUAUUAAUAUAUAUAUAUACACCUACAUA